AUGACGAGUAGUACACCGGAGGCGAUGUUAGAGGGUGCUAUACAGAAAGUGAAAACGAAGGGUGGUGGUGGAUGGGAAUCACUCGUCGUCGGAGUGGAGGAAGUUUCGGGGCGUCAAGCGGCAGUCAUGGGGAAAGUCCCCCCAACAUACACACCCCAAACCUUGCUUGCUAAUUCAUUCGCCAUUAAUGCCGACCAAUCUCUCAACCUAAAUGAUGAAGUUUUAGGUCUUAUAGUUUUCAAAUCUUAUCUUACUGACCCAUCAUCUCAUCUAUCCUCAUGGAAUCAAGAUGAUGACACCCCGUGUUCUUGGAGGUUUAUAACAUGUAAUCCGGCCACCGGAAGGGUCACCGGACUUUCUCUUGACGGAUUAAAUCUCUCCGGGAAGAUCGGUAGAGGUCUCGAGAAGUUGCAGAAUCUCAAGGUACUAUCACUUGCUCGUAACAACUUCACCGGAAACCUUAAUCCUGAACUUUCACUCCUCACCAACCUCCAACGCCUUAAUCUUAGUCGAAACGGUUUUUCGGAUCGAAUCCCGGGUUCUUUGAUGAACUCAGGCAGCAUAAAGUUUCUUGAUCUGUCAGAAAACUCGUUAUCUGGACCAGUUACUGAGGAGCUCUUCGUCAAGUGUUUGUCUCUUAGAAUGCUUUCCUUAUCUGGAAAUAAUCUUGAAGGUCCAAUUCCUAACUCACUUCUAAAAUGCACAUCUCUGAAUCAUCUGAAUCUUUCCAACAAUCGUUUUUCGGGUAAUCCCAUCAAUUCGGGUCUUUGGUCGUUGACUCGGAUUCGAACAAUGGAUCUUUCUCGUAAUAUGUUCUCGGGAUCCUUACCUAAUGGAAUAUUUGCUUUGCAUGACCUGAAAGAGCUUUCUUUAGAAGGGAAUCACUUCACAGGAGCUUUGCCUUCUGGUAUUGGCUUAUGUCCACAUCUGAAUAAGCUAGAUUUAAGCAAUAAUCUCUUCACAGAAGCAAUUCCAGAAUUCCAGGCUCUUUCUUCUCUAAAUUAUCUGAAUCUAGCCAACAACAUAUUAACCGGUGAAUUCCCUCAAUGGAUUGGAAGCUUGACGAGCCUAGAAUACUUGGAUUUUUCCGGCAAUGAUUUGACCGGAACCCUACCGGAAUCAAUGGGAGACUUAAGAUCAUUGAGUUAUGUAAGCCUUUCCGAUAAUAGAUUAAGUGGGAGCAUUCCGUUGUCAUUAGUUUCCUCCAGCAAACUAUCGGUCAUUCGGCUACGAGGGAAUAAGUUCAAUGGUAGCAUUCCCGAUGGUUUGUUCGAACUGGGGUUGGACCUGGUCGACUUUUCUAGAAACGAACUCACUGGUUCCAUCCCUCCGGGUUCAAGUAGGCUUUUCGAGAAUCUUCAGUCACUAGAUCUAUCCGCAAACCGGCUCACAGGCGAUAUUCCGGCUGAAAUAGGACUUAACUCUAGAUUAAGAUACUUGAACCUGUCAUGGAAUAAUUUUGAGACAAAAAUGCCCCCAGAGCUUGGGUACUUCCAGAAUCUAACUGUGUUAGAUCUCCGAAAUGGCGCCUUUCACGGGUUCAUCCCUGCCGAUCUUUGCGAUUCCGGCAGCCUUGGAAUCCUUCAACUUGAUGGAAACUCUUUCACAGGAUCAAUACCUGAUGAUAUUGGAAACUGUUCAUCCCUCUACUUGCUGAGUGUGUCUCACAACAGCUUGAGUGGCUCCAUCCCAAGAUCAAUGUCACUACUGAAAAAGCUCAAGAUUCUGAAGCUAGAAUACAACCAACUGAGUGGUGAGAUACCACCGGAGCUGGGCGGACUGGAAAACCUCCUGUCUGUAAACAUAUCCUACAACAGGCUGCAGGGAAGACUUCCCACCGGGGGCAUAUUUCAAAGCUUACAACAAAGUUCUUUGGAGGGCAAUUUAGGUAUUUGCUCACCACUGUUGAAAGGUCCAUGUAAGAUGAACGUCCCAAAGCCUCUAGUUCUUGAUCCAUUCGCAUACGGGAAUGAAAACGGAAGACACCAAGGAGGACGAGGUGGAGAAGGAGCUGACCAAUCUUCUAGAAGUCUCCGACACCAUCGAUUUCUGAGUGUUUCGGCCAUCAUUGCGAUAUUAGCAGCCAUCAUGAUCUCCAUUGGGGUUCUAGUAAUAAGCUUACUCAAUAUUUCUGCUAGAAGGCGGCUAGCAUUUGUUGAUAAUGCCAUCGAGAGUUGUUCAAGCUCUUCCCGCUCUGGACCCAGUUUAUCGAUGGGGAGGCUUGUUUGGUUCGAUUCAAAAACCGACCCCAAUUGGGUUGUGAGUCCGGAAUCUUUUCUAAAAAAGGCAGCUGAGAUCGGUGAAGGGGUUUUCGGGAGCGUCUACAAGGCUUCAUUAGGAGAAGAAAAUGGUAGUGAUAAUAUUCUAGCGAUCAAGAAUCUUGUGGUCUCGAACAUGAUCCAGUAUCCUGAAGAUUUUGAUCGAGAGGUUCGAGUUCUAGGAAGAGUUAGACACCCCAAUCUAGUAUCGCUAAAAGGGUAUUACUGGACACCAAAAUUGCAGCUUCUAGUGACGGAUUACGUACCAAAUGGUAGUUUACAGACCAAACUCCAUGACAGACCACCUUCAAGUCCACCACUUUCAUGGCCGAAUCGAUUCAAGAUCCUGCUAGGAACCGCAAAAGGACUCGCUCAUUUACACCAUUUUUUUCGUCCACCGAUCGUGCACUACAACAUCAAACCCAACAACAUUCUUCUAGACGACAAUUUGAAUGCCAAAAUUUCAGACUUCGGGUUGACCAGGCUGGUGUCGAAGCUCGACAAGCACGUGAUGAGCAACCGGUUCCAGAGCGCGUUAGGGUACGUUGCUCCGGAACUGGCGUGUCAGAGCUUACGGGUGAAUGAGAAAUGCGAUGUUUACGGGUUCGGGGUCUUGAUUCUGGAGAUAGUGACGGGAAGACGACCAAUUGAGUACGGAGAAGAUAACGUGUUGAUAUUGAAUGAACAAGUGAAGGUUAUGCUGGAAGAAGGGAGUGUAUUGCAGUGUGUUGAUGAAAGUAUGGGAGAAUAUCCAGAAGAAGAAGUUUUGCCUGUUUUAAAGCUGGCAUUGGUAUGCACUUCUCAGAUACCUUCAAGCAGGCCAUCAAUGGCGGAAAUUGUUCAGAUAUUGCAAGUCAUCAAGACACCAAUUCCUCAACCAUUUUAGAUUUUCUUUAAUUAUGUACGUUGGUAACAUUUCUUUUCUUCUAUAACUUAAUUGAUGAUUUCAGCUCGAUGAUUACCACUCUUUUAGUUACUUCAUCCCUUAAUUAUAAAGCAUCGGAUCCAUGAC
Cynara cardunculus var. scolymus (artichoke) is the source of this 3270-nucleotide messenger RNA. Its product is annotated as probably inactive leucine-rich repeat receptor-like protein kinase At3g28040. The transcript is spliced from 3 exons. NCBI's taxonomy places the organism in Eukaryota, Viridiplantae, Streptophyta, Magnoliopsida, Asterales, Asteraceae. Gene Ontology annotation, cellular component: plasma membrane. Gene Ontology annotation, biological process: protein phosphorylation; hormone-mediated signaling pathway. Gene Ontology annotation, molecular function: protein kinase activity; ATP binding; protein binding. The record is from RefSeq and is a predicted model, not a curated record. The coding region runs from base 1 to 3144 and encodes 1047 amino acids.